Molecule: messenger RNA, 1759 nt
Organism: Electrophorus electricus (electric eel)
Lineage: Eukaryota; Metazoa; Chordata; Actinopteri; Gymnotiformes; Gymnotidae
Gene: etv7
Product: ETS variant transcription factor 7
Biological process (GO): regulation of transcription by RNA polymerase II; cell differentiation
Cellular component (GO): nucleus
Molecular function (GO): sequence-specific DNA binding; DNA-binding transcription factor activity, RNA polymerase II-specific
Source: RefSeq, a predicted model, not a curated record
CGGAAGGAUUGUCGUUGUAUUCGUUAGGCAUUAAACUAGGGACGGCGUACACUGCACCCAGAGUUUAAUACAAAGUUGCAUUCAUAACUUCUAUUUGGUUCCUCCGAACACCCAAUAACUAUAAAUUUAAUGAAAUGUGUCAUUCCAUAACACGGGAACAAAUAUGACUAACGCCUCCACACCACAAACCCUGAUCAAGGACUCCAGGGAGGGAUCCAUGCCCGAGAAUACAACUGCUUUCUUGAACAUCCCCAAUCUUUUGGCUUCCAUGUACACUGAAACUUCAGAUGAUCUGUGCAGGCUUCCUGGAAGAUUACGCAUAAAUCCUUCCCUGUGGGAUAAGGAAGAUGUGAACUUGUGGCUGCGUUGGGCUCAGAGGGAGUACUCCUUACGCCGUGCUGAACACGACAAGUUUGAGAUGAAUGGCAAAGCGCUGUGCCUCCUCACCAAAGAGGACUUCCGCCUCCGUUGUCCCAGCUCCGGCGAUGUCCUGUAUGAGCUCCUGCAGCAUGUAAAACAGCAGAGACGAGGCCUGGUCUGCAGUUCCAGCUCUGGUCCCGGUCCUCCCAUCAGCCCCACGCAGGGCUCCCUCGGGGCUCUCUGUGCAGCAGCAGGUCCCUGUACUUCCACUAACAGAUCUGUGCCUGUUUGCUCCGUGAAUCCAAACACCCAAACAUCAGUCUCACCAAAUACAGAUCAGAUGACAGGAAUGAGACAACACUGUCUUGUUCAGCCACACAGCCUCUCUUCACAAACACACUCAGAAACUCCAUGUGCUUCUGAAGAAGCCAGUUCCCAGACCUCUAUUGGCUCAUCUAUGCAUCUGAACAGUCAAUCCUUGGUCCUCUGUUAUAAAGACGAACCCCUCAACCUGUCCAACAGAUCAGAAGCAGUCAAGUACACCACACAAACUGUGGAGGCCAAUGGCAAAAUUGCAGACUGCAGGCUACUGUGGGAUUAUGUUUAUCACCUGCUGCUGGACUCACGGUAUGAAUCUUACAUCCGCUGGGAGGACCCAGAUGCCAUGGUCUUUAGAGUCGUAGACCCCAAUGGACUGGCUCGCCUCUGGGGAAACCAUAAGAACAGGGCCAAUAUGACCUAUGAGAAAAUGUCAAGAGCCCUGCGCCAUUAUUACAAACUUAAGAUCAUCAAAAAGGAGUUGGGACAGAGACUCCUCUUCAGGUUUCUAAAGACCCCAGAGGAGAUUAUUCAGGGGAGGUCAGAUAGAUCAGAACCCCCUGAGUCUCCUAAUAGCCCCACUUCCCCUGCAUACAGAGAGGAAAUUCUUGAAGUGUCACCCAACUCAACUCCUGACCCAUCCAGCCCUGAAUCUCACCACAGCCUCAGUGUGUCCCCACUGUCUUAACCCCAAAAAAUACCCUAAUUUCCACCACUGCUCUAACCCCAAAAUACACUAAUCCCCACCACUGCUCUAAUCCCCAAAAUACACUAAUCUCCACCACUGCUCUAACCCCCAAAAUACCCUAAUCUCCACCACUGCCCUAACCCCCAAACUAUCUUAAUUUCCACCUCUGUCUUAACCCCCAAAAUACCCAACAUGAUAAUAUCCAUAUCCACUACCCUAAUCUAUAGAGAUAUUGCCCUGAUCUCCAUCCUAAGGAAAACCAGACUUUUCACCCCACUGUCCUAAUAUCCACUCCCAGUACCCAAAAUACCCUAAUCGACAGCCACACCCUUAACUUCCAAUUUUACAAUUCCCUAGUUUCUGCAGGACUAUCCCCAUCUUCACCCCAAAUGC